CUUGACAAGAGGGAACCUCCAUUUGCUCUAAAUAGAACAGCAAAGUUUUUCUUUCAUUGCAUCCUGCACAGAACAACUUUUUGGAUUUUCCAUAUCAUCAGAGUAAAAGUGUCUCCUAAUUUCUACAAGAGGACCCAUGUGGGUGGUGGAGAAGAUCCGUGUGUCCGUGGAGAGAUCUAACCUGCCCAUCCCAUCUGCAGAGCUCAGUUUCAAAAUCAGCGACAUCAUGUUUGGAGAAAAAUCUGACAAAGUCAAAAGGAUUUCCCUCUGUCCUAACGUCAUCACCCCUGACAACAUCCCUGAGUUCUGCAUCCCCCCAACUAUCCCGUCCCUGCAUGACGUGAAGAACACAGAGCCGAGUCGGGCUGCUCGAGCUAUCAAGGUGUCCCCCUCUGAGAGGUCAAGCCCCGAAAUAGAGGUGACGCACCAUGAGGCCAUCAACCCACACAUUAUCCAGGUGGAGAGUGUGGAUGAGAGCCCUUAUGAUGGCUGCAGUGAUGAGGAAACCACCAACGCAGACCCCCAGAGCCAGGCUGCGCUAUCCCUUCCGCACUUAGCCAAAGCUCAGACCUGCUAUGGCUUCUGCACCUUACUGGAGAGCCCACACACACGGAGGAAGGAGUCACUCUUCCACUCUGAUCCUGGCUCCUCUCCCUUGUUGUUACCAAGGAGUCGCUCCAGCAUGUGCACCAAAGUGUCCUCCUCCACUUCGCCCUCCUCCUCUCCUUCCUCAUUCAGCCUUAACAGCCUGACCUCCAGGCUUUCCCCGAGAGGAUACACUCUGAACUGGCAGGCCACUCUGGACAGUGAUACCACUUCCUCUACUGAAUCCUCACCUUUCAGCUCGCCCCUGCUGACCAGGUGCCCUCCCAGGUCUUCCCUUUUCAAAGCACUAAGCCAUGAACUGCUGUUGUCAAGGAACAUAAGGAAGGCAAUGGUGUCCAGGAACAAUUCCCUGUCCACAGAUGAAGGCAGCUCCACAGAUAACAGCCCCAAUGUCAUGAGGAGGGCAUCUGAGGGCUUAGUUGAAGGCCUGCCUAACAGCUACAGUCUAGCGCCGCCCAACAUCUUCCCCAUGGACCUGACUCUGCACAGAGAAAGGGUAAUGAAGGAGAGAAUGGUACCCAUAGGGAAAGAAGGCAGCCUGAGACUCUCCGCAGAAUACUGCCCAGAGAACCAAAGACUCAGGGUUCGACUGAUCAGCGCUGAGGGCCUCUAUCCUCACUCCAUAGACCCCAAGAUCAUCAACUGCAGUGUUAGCCUCUCUCUGGUUCCGGGAAAAAUCCAGAAGCAACGCAGCACAGUUAUCAGAAAGAGCCGCAACCCCAUCUUCAAUGAAGACUUCUUCUUUGACGCAAUCUCAGAGGAAGACCUCAGCCAGCGCUCCCUCCGCUUUAAAGUGGUGAACAAAAUGUCCACCCUGAAGAGAGACUAUCUCCUUGGUGACUGUGAUUUGCCUCUUUCUAGCAUCAUCACAUUAUAA
This is a messenger RNA of Cheilinus undulatus (humphead wrasse), 1483 nucleotides long. It is a transcript of the gene c2cd4a, whose product is annotated as C2 calcium dependent domain containing 4A. The record is from RefSeq and is a predicted model, not a curated record. NCBI's taxonomy places the organism in Eukaryota, Metazoa, Chordata, Actinopteri, Labriformes, Labridae. The coding region runs from base 137 to 1483 and encodes 448 amino acids. The transcript has 2 exons.